This is a messenger RNA of Drosophila biarmipes, 2903 nucleotides long. RefSeq names its product protein GPR107. The transcript is spliced from 6 exons. The record is from RefSeq and is a predicted model, not a curated record. Gene Ontology annotation, cellular component: Golgi apparatus; membrane. The coding region runs from base 224 to 2437 and encodes 737 amino acids. Gene Ontology annotation, biological process: transport. NCBI's taxonomy places the organism in Eukaryota, Metazoa, Arthropoda, Insecta, Diptera, Drosophilidae.
UAUUUUUCCCAGCGGACAGGUCUUUGGGGUUUUAUUUCAUCAAUUUAAUCAAGUUGAGGUGUGAAUAAUAGCGAUUGUGACGGCGGUCGCGGCCAAUUGAUUGCCGCCUUCUCAAUCGCACCAAGCGCGGAGUUCUGUGGCGGACCGCUCCGCCGGAAUCGAGUGGCAAGAGUGCCACGAGACGUCGCCGACAGGCCAGCGCAAAACUCGGAAAACUCGAAAAAUGCGUGCUCCCGGCGGGCAUGUUAAAUCAAUAGUGGUGCUGGCGGCACUGGCAGCGCUCCUUACGGCCCCCCUGGCGGUCCUAGGGCGCAAGCAUCACCUGGAAGUCCGUAAUGACAGGCGCCAGUACAUCGCACUCAGCACCUUCGGGUUCUACAUCAACGGCCACCUGGACGUGCAGCUCAGCAAGCUGACAAUCGACGAGGAGCAACCCACGGAUGUGCUAGGUCUGUCGCUGGACAAGACUACCAUUGACCAGCUGAAUCCCUACCUGGACUCGCACCAGAACAAGUGCAUCCUGGAGGAAUCGUCAAAGACACAGAACAGCGGACCCAUUCUGUUCUUUGUGCUGGACCUUAAGGAGCUCAAAGUUCGCGUGAAGUGCUCCCCCGAGUGGGUCAACAUGCACAUCUACAACCAAAUCCCCUCCAGGACCAAGCGGAACUCGCGCAUGGCCAAGAUCAGCGAUUCGGUCCUGUUCCGCACCACACGCGAUAUCCAGCCCUACUCGGCCGAGGGUCCAGAUGACUUCAUGGAGGAACCCCUGGAGCAGGAGCCCACUGAACUGAAGUCCUCUUCGCCCGCUGCGGUGGCGGGCAAAAUUGAGUUGCCCAAGGAAGAGGUGGCUGCCAAGGUGGAUGCCCCAGUCCAGAAAGUUGAGGCGCCCAAGGAGGAGGCUGCCCCCAAGCCAGAUGUGGCUGCCAAUCUGAAUGCUUCUGCCAAGCAGGAGCUGCCUGCUCAACCAGAUACGGCCCCAAAGGUAGAGGAAGCCAUCGUCAAGGAAAAGAACGAAGUUGAGCCAUUGGAUGUAGUCGUCAAAAAGGAGGAAGCCCCUAUCAAACAGGAAGAAGCCCCAGCAAAGCCAGCAGCCGCAGAAGCGCCCAAAGUGGCGGUCCCACCACCACCCCCGGCUGCUCCUGCUCAAGAUGACACACAAGUUGACAAACAAAAUGAUGAAAGCGACUCGGAUGCAGCUCCAGCCAAUCCCUUUCCACACGAUGUUGACUCUGCGGAUGAUCUCUAUGGACCCGGCUCGUUCAAGCAGUCGCAAGAGGACCUGUGCAAAGACUCGACCAUGCCGCUCGUCAAGGAGACCAUAAACAAUGUGAACUAUUACGCAUUCAACUUCUCUAUGCUGGUGGCCACGCCCCGCGACGAGGGCCUGUACAACCUGUAUUUUCACGCCUGCCCCAACUACCACAGCUCGAAGAUCAUGUCGUUCAAUGUGGACAUUGAGGAGAACAACAAUGGCAACUACUUGUCGGCGGGGGAGAUGCCCCUGCCUGCCCUGUACUUCAUGAUGAGCCUGCUCUUCUUCCUCUCCGGUCUCUUCUGGGUGUUUAUUUUGAAAAAGAGCAAACACACUGUGUACAAAAUCCACUAUUUGAUGGCUGUGCUGGUGUUCCUCAAGUCGCUCUCGCUGAUGUUCCACUCGAUCAACUACCACUUCAUCGAGAAGCGGGGCGAGCAUGUGGAGACCUGGGCCAUCCUCUACUACAUUGCCCACCUGCUCAAGGGCGCCGUGCUCUUCAUCACCAUCGUGCUGAUCGGCACUGGCUGGACUUUCAUCAAGCACAUUCUCUCGGACAAGGACAAGAAGAUCUUCAUGAUUGUGAUUCCGCUGCAGGUGCUGGCUAACGUGGCCCAGAUCAUUACGGAUGAGUCGGACCAGAGCGACGCCGAGUUCCGCACCUGGCACAACAUCUUCUUCUUCGUGGACCUGCUCUGCUGCGGCGCCAUUUUGUUCCCCAUCGUCUGGUCCAUCCGGCAUCUGCACGAGGCCUCUGCCACCGAUGGCAAGGCGGCCACCAAUCUGCGCAAGCUGAAGCUCUUCCGCCAGUUCUACAUCAUGAUCGUGUGCUACAUCUACUUUACGCGGAUCAUCGUCGACCUGCUGCAGAUGACUGUGGUGUUCCAGUACGCCUGGCUGGACGAGAUGUUCCGCGAGAUGGCCACCUAUGUGUUCUUCGUGCUCACGGGCUACAAAUUCCGCCCGGUCUCAUCGCACCCGUACUUCACUGUGCCGGACGAGGACGAGGACGACGACGAGGUGGAGGUGCUUACCGAAUCCGGCCUCACGGAGACGGUGCACCGCGUGAAGGCGCUGAAUCGGAACCACAGCAGCGGCUCGGGCGGCAUCACCAUCAUCGAGGGCAACGACGAUGAGCGCGAGAAUCUGAUUUCCAAGCGGGAAUCAAGCCAUGAGUACGAUUAGGCACAGCAUCGCUAGUAGUAGAUCGAGCUGCAUCACCCAUAUUCCCUGCAUUAGUCCGUAGUCUGUAGUCUCCGGGGUCUGAUAUGUGACGCAUACCUUGAGCCACAAGCUAGUACUCUACCCUUACUUUAAUCUGUAUGUUUUAUGUUCGGAGUAGCUUACGAUAAAAAUCAAAAACUAAGUAAUGCGAUGGCAAUGGAGGGCAUAAUCUCAGUAUGUGAACUUGUAUAGGGCAACGUUUGGUGGCGCCCAGCCGCCCCUCCACCUCCUUCUCCAGCGCCCGUCCAGCCGCCAGCCAAGGAAACCUUGUAAAUAAAUAAAUAACUAAUUAAUGAAACCGCUUAACGGAAUACUGAACGCUUGUGACACCCAGGCCCCUUUCCUUGGUUUAAUAUAUAUAUAUAAAUAAAUACACUUAGGUAAUUACGUAUAAUUUUAUGAAUAUAACAAAGCUUUAAUAUGUAAA